GGGGUGGGGGGACGCCAGCUGAGCAGUUUGGUCGUUGCUGGAGUUUAGUAAUUUUAAAGUUUCCAAACUGGAGCGACGGCGGCGAGAGAAUAGGCCUUGGAAAACCAUGGCUACUACUAAGGGAACAGCCAUUGGCAUCGACCUAGGCACCACCUAUUCAUGCGUGGGGGUGUUCCAGCAUGGCAAGGUGGAGAUCAUUGCCAAUGACCAGGGCAACCGAACCACCCCCAGCUAUGUGGCCUUCACAGACACAGAACGGCUCAUUGGAGAUGCAGCUAAGAACCAGGUAGCCAUGAAUCCUCAGAACACUGUCUUUGAUGCCAAACGUCUGAUCGGCAGGAAAUAUAAUGAUCCUGUUGUACAGUCAGAUAUGAAACUUUGGCCUUUUCAAGUGAUUAAUGAAGGAGGCAAGCCCAAGGUGCUGGUGUCUUAUAAAGGGGAGAAGAAAGCUUUCUAUCCUGAGGAAAUUUCUUCAAUGGUACUAACAAAGAUGAAGGAGACUGCAGAAGCUUUUUUGGGUCACACUGUCACCAAUGCUGUAAUCACUGUACCAGCCUAUUUCAAUGACUCUCAACGCCAGGCCACCAAGGAUGCAGGUGUGAUUGCAGGACUAAAUGUGCUGAGGAUCAUCAAUGAACCCACAGCUGCUGCCAUUGCCUACGGCUUAGAUAAAGGAGGUCAGGGAGAACGACAUGUCCUCAUCUUUGAUCUGGGUGGAGGCACAUUUGAUGUAUCUAUCCUGACCAUAGAUGAUGGAAUUUUUGAGGUGAAGGCCACAGCCGGGGACACGCACCUGGGCGGGGAGGACUUCGACAACCGGCUGGUGAGCCACUUCGUGGAGGAGUUCAAGAGGAAGCACAAGAAGGACAUCAGCCAGAACAAGCGAGCCGUGAGGCGUCUGCGCACAGCCUGCGAGAGGGCCAAGAGGACCCUGUCGUCCAGCACACAGGCCAACCUGGAAAUUGAUUCACUUUUUGAAGGCAUUGACUUUUACACAUCCAUCACCAGAGCCCGGUUUGAAGAGUUGUGUGCAGAUUUGUUUAGGGGCACUCUGGAGCCUGUGGAAAAAUCUCUUCGGGAUGCCAAGAUGGAUAAAGCUAAAAUCCAUGACAUUGUUUUAGUAGGGGGCUCUACCCGCAUCCCUAAGGUACAGAAACUACUUCAGGACUAUUUCAAUGGUCGUGAUCUCAACAAGAGUAUCAACCCAGAUGAGGCAGUAGCCUAUGGAGCUGCAGUACAGGCAGCUAUUUUGAUGGGUGAUAACUCUGAAAAGGUACAGGAUCUGCUUUUGUUGGAUGUAGCUCCCCUAUCCUUAGGGUUGGAGACAGCUGGAGGUGUGAUGACUACCCUAAUCAAGCGCAACUCUAAUCCCACCAAGCAGACUCAAAUCUUCACCACAUACUCAGACAACCAGCCUGGGGUGCUGAUUCAGGUGUAUGAGGGCGAGAGGGCCAUGACAAGAGACAACAACCUCUUGGGGCGCUUUGACCUGACUGGAAUACCUCCUGCACCCAGGGGAGUUCCUCAGAUUGAGGUGACCUUUGACAUUGAUGCCAAUGGUAUUCUCAACGUCACAGCCAUGGACAAGAGCACAGGAAAGGCCAACAAGAUCACCAUCACCAAUGACAAGGGCCGCCUGAGCAAGGAGGAGAUUGAGUGCAUGGUUCUGGAUGCAGAGAAAUACAAAGCUGAAGAUGAGGUCCAGAGGGAGAAAAUUUCUGCAAAAAAUGCUUUAGAAUCCUAUGCUUUUAACAUGAAGAGUGCUGUAAGUGAUGAAGGUUUGAAGGGUAAGAUUAGUGAUUCUGAUAAAAAGAAAAUACUGGAAAAAUGUACUGAAGUCCUUUCCUGGCUGGAGGCCAAUCAACUGGCCGAGAAAGAUGAGUUUGAUCAUAAGAGAAAGGAAUUGGAGCAGGUGUGUAACCCCGUCAUCACAAAACUCUACCAAGGAGGAUGCCCUGGGCCUACCUGUGGAACAGGGUAUACACCUGGAAGGGCUACCACAGGCCCUACCAUUGAAGAAGUAGAUUAAUCUUUUCUGGAACUGGAGAGUGCUAGGGUGCCCCUAGGUGAAUUUUAUACCCUCAUCUUCAAACAUGAUUCUUGAAUUGACUGAACCUGAACCUAAGUUACCAUCCCUUUGGAAUUCUCAUGGAGGAAUCUUAUACACCAUCUUUUCAUACUCUGAACAUCUGUGACCCUGAAAUGGACUUUUAGGAAAACUAGGAACCUCUUUUGAACCAUCUGAUGAAUUUGAAUGUCUGUUAUUUAUUUCCAGCCACCCCAACUUUCUCCUUUCUGUGUGGAUGGUUAUUUGUGUCACUCAGUAAAUCUGUUCCCAAAGGAAAUUAUUUCUAGUAUCUUUAGGCUGUGAGUGUACCUGGAAAAGAAAGGAAAAGGAAAGUUCAUAGACAGCAUGUGUUUUCUGAUUGUGAGCUCAUUGGGAAUGAUUAAACUGG
This is a messenger RNA of Castor canadensis (American beaver), 2456 nucleotides long. It is a transcript of the gene Hspa1l, whose product is annotated as heat shock protein family A (Hsp70) member 1 like. Lineage: Eukaryota; Metazoa; Chordata; Mammalia; Rodentia; Castoridae. Gene Ontology annotation, molecular function: ATP-dependent protein folding chaperone; ATP binding. The record is from RefSeq and is a predicted model, not a curated record.